This is a messenger RNA of Pogona vitticeps (central bearded dragon), 552 nucleotides long. The record is from RefSeq and is a predicted model, not a curated record. Lineage: Eukaryota; Metazoa; Chordata; Lepidosauria; Squamata; Agamidae.
GUCCUUUCAUCCAGAAAAGCAAGGGGAGGAGACCCAGAGUUACUCUUUGGUGCUUUGUAUAAAUCUGGGGACUCCUUCCUGCAACAGACAUCCCACCUCCUUUCUGCUGGACUCGGUCUUGCUGGAAGCGUUUAUCUCCAGAGGCUGGGAAGCCAGGAUGAAAGCCAUCUUCAGUCUCAGUGUUGUCUGUUCCACACUGGCGUUGUGCCAUGGAUACUGCUUUCAGAGGCUGAACGAACUGGAGUUUAAAGAUGGCAGAUUUGUUGUUCCGGUUGCGUGCACGGACAUACAUGACGGGACAAAGCAUCCAUUUGGUUCUGUAUGGAAUACGGCCGAUUGCAUGAUAUGUAAAUGCUCUGCGGACAGAAUGUCAUGCUGCUCCCGAUAUGGUGGUACUGCAAAAGUUGAAGGAUGCAAAAGAGUGCUUGAUCCAGAAACAUGCACAUUUAAGUUCUAUAAAAUUGAUGACCCAUCAGUGCCGUGUCUCUGAGUUUUCACUGCACCCCAUUCAUGUUAUAUGAGGCACCUGAAUAAAUUACCCACUGGCAUGCA